AUAUGUAGUAACCUCUGAGAAUAAGUACUUAAACUUAUGAACUCUGAGUAAUGUGCUAUGUGCUUUUACUAACAACUGAAUUUGGCAACAAUGAUGCAUUAGAGAACUAUGAUACAUGGACGUUUGAUCAAGGAUAAAGUAGAUAGUAUUGGAGAAAAAUUCUACUUUGAUGGCCAUUAUGAAAUAUCCAAUGCUCUAAUAAAGCCUAUGCCUAGGCAUUUUGAAAUAGCCAUCACAAAUAAUCCCUAUCAAUUGACCUUUAUUGAAAACACCCUGGUGCAACCAACAUGUUCUAUAAGUGGUGAAGUUGAACCUGAAUUCGAAGCAAUAUCUGCAAUAGCUAAGGCUCAUUUCUUAGAUGAAAUUUGUGGUAUGUUACAUUACUAUCUCCAUUAUCUUACAUUCCUGUUUGACAUAUGUUAUCCAUAUAUUACAACUCAUAUGAUUCAGGAAAAAAUUAUACUUAAUGCAGAACUUCAGCCAACAAGUCCUACAGCAUAUGAUAUUUGUGAAGAUGCUACCUAUGUUCUCUUUGCAGAGAAAGAAGUGCGAUUGGUUGAUUCUUUUUAUGGACAAAAAGCAUAUGUAAGAGAAGUUGUUAUAACAGAUCAAACGUAAGCCUAAUCCUAUACCAUUUUUUCAUCAUAAUUUAGUUAUAUAAUCCAUAAUCUAGAUUCCAUUCAUUUAAUUACACAUUUCACGGGAACGCUCAACCAAUCAUUGUUAAUGUUUGGAACCACCUUACUGGAAGUGCUUGUGAGAAAAUGAAUGUAUGGGAUGAAAAAUUUAUAGUUGUUGGUUUUACAUCAGUGAAGGCCUGCACUUUGAAAGGUUAGCUAAUGUUAUUUAUAUAUUUCAAGUAUGAAAUUUAUUUCUUACUAAUUUUGAAAUGAUGUUGAUCUUUCCAUGCAUGAGUAAGUCUGAAUAAAUUGUGAUAAUAGGGUCUUAGAGCCUGUAAGAUUUUUAGGCUCACAUAUAUUUCCUCCGCCAUAAUCACCUUGCCUAAUUGCUUAUAUUUCUCUUGUAUCAUAUUCUUUAGAGAUUCCUUUUUGCCUCGUGCCACAGAUAACAUUAAAAGUUUUAAAUCAUGCACUAUUAUAUUUUCCUUAUGAUGACCUAACGAGUGAUCAUACUUCCUUCUAAGUGCAGUAUAAAUUAAAGGGCUAGAGAAAUUUAUAACUUUGUAGGAUUUAAUACAGUUGAUCUAAUGAAAAGUUACAAGUCUAAAGAUGUUAUCUAUGUUUUUACUAGGAAAGAUAGUAGGUGUAUGGAGGAUAGGGAUUAGGUGUUGUUUUCUGGUCCUCAUUCCUUUUUUUUUGCUAAGCCUAUCCUGGUAAAGGCCUUGACGCCUAAUUUUCAUUUCCAGAAGGAAUUACUCUGUUGUGGGUUAGAUUGCUUGACUUUAGUCUUCAUUGCUAGACUAAGGAUUCCUUGAGUAGAGUUGGUAGUACUCUAGGUGUACCUUUUUUUUGCAGAUGUCUAUACUUCUAAAAAGCUUAGAAUUUCCUUUGAUUGAAUCCUGAUUGAAAUGGAUACACUGAUGAUCAUAUUAACACUAAUCAACUAUUAUACAGCAAAGAUGCAUCGCUAAACUAACAAUACUAUAUUUAAAAUAGGUUUAUGUCUAUCAACUGGAAUGGAUACAUGAAUAAUAUAUGAACCAAAAGAAGAUAGAGCUAAUGUCCGACGUGAAUAGUAUGAAUGUUUUUACUCAUUAUCCUAUGGGAUAAUAAUAUCACUAUUACAUAUAUAAUCAGCAUAUCAACUUUGCAAGGCAAGCCUUUAUGAACAGAGGCUCCUAGAUCGACAAGCUAGAAUUCUUCAUGUCCGAUAUCCUGAAAAUCCACAUGAGACUGUCACAGUUCAAUAUUCCAAGGAUAAGAAGGUUUCUAUUCCAACAUUGAUAAAUAUAUAUGCACUAAUACGUCUUCUUUGUUAAUCUACAGCACACUCUAACUUUAUAUCUUAAAUAUAGGCACAAAAUGCAUUGCAAGAUGAAAGACAUUGGCUGCUAGCAACUAUACCAUCUGCAAAUUUGGAACAACUAACCAUAUAUACAGGAUGCUUGAAGUGUGGAAAACCAACAAAUUUACCUAACGGAAGAGAAUAUGCCUGCAGAAAAUGUUAUACUAAAGAAACUGUUGCUUGUAUCAGGUAACAUAGACAUUAAAAGUACAUCUAUAAUCUUAUUUUUAUGAAUGGAGUAUGUUUAAAACCUUUCUAAUAUGAAAUAUAUGUGCAGGAUUGCUUUUAUGUUUGAUGUUAUAGACAACACUGAUCGCAUAACACUUACAGCAUUUAACAAUGAUGCUGAAAAAGUCUUGGGCAUGCAUGAUAGUAGAUAUAUGAUGUAAAAACAAAUGUAUGUGCUCUACUUCAUAUACAAUUAAAAGAAUACAAAUUGAUUAAACUAUCUCUAUGACAUUUGAUGGUACUCGAACAAUCACUAUACUUGCAUUUGCCUUAUGGUACUAAUAUACAAAUAUGAUAAUUUUAACAAGAGCAUCAUAUCUCUUUUUAAAUGGCAAAGAAGAAAUUCAAUUCAAAAUUGCUGCAUAUGAAAGUUACUCCUACACCAGCAUUAUAUGCAACUAACAAACUACAAUGGUCAAUAGAGGAAGUUGUCAUUAAGGAAGAUCUGUAUACCCUUCCACACUCUAACAAUGCUUCAGGCACCACAAGCAGAGAAGAAAUUGAUAAGCAUAACACUAUCAUUGAAUCAAUGGGAGAAGAUAAAACCAUGGAACAAGUCAAAGGCAACACUAAGAACACAAGAAUACUAUUGAUGGAACAAUAUCCAUAACCAUAGGUGUUAAAGACUGAAGCAGCAUUACCAGACUGGUCAAUGCAUAAGCGACAUCGCACUUCUCUAGAAAAGCAAGCCACUACAGACAACAACUCAGCUUCAAGUGCAGGAACUCAAGUUUGACCUACUAAUAUUAUAACCUUAGGUAAAAAUCUUCUUUUGCUUGUAGUAAAGUAACAAGUCUUCCACCUCAGUGCUGCAUUUUGCUCAUCUUUAGGAGGGUGAUCCCAUCGUAAGGGGUACUCUCCUUAAAUGCCCAUGGUCACUUAAAAGCCUAGGA
Messenger RNA from Chenopodium quinoa (quinoa), 3086 nucleotides. RefSeq lists its product as uncharacterized. Bases 109 to 618 code for a protein of 169 amino acids. The transcript is spliced from 2 exons. NCBI's taxonomy places the organism in Eukaryota, Viridiplantae, Streptophyta, Magnoliopsida, Caryophyllales, Amaranthaceae. The record is from RefSeq and is a predicted model, not a curated record.